AUGGAAAUUACCCAUAAUUUUCCUCGCCAUAUCCUCGAGCUCUCGCAAUGCCAAUAUGUUGAGAAUGCUCUCACGCAGCAUGGCAUGGCUGACUGUCACCCGGUCAGCACCCCUAUGGCACAGAACCAGAAGCUCAUCAAGCUCUCAGAGGCAGAGAUUGACCCAAAGCCUUACCAGAGUGCACUUGGCUCCCUUAUAUAUGCCAUGCUCAGCACUCGUCCCAACCUCACUUUUGCAGUGGACACAUUGAGCCACCAUGCCAUGAUGUCUGGCAAGGAGCACUGGAAUGCUCUCAUGUGA
This is a messenger RNA of Sparassis crispa, 300 nucleotides long. RefSeq lists its product as hypothetical. The record is from RefSeq and is a predicted model, not a curated record. Bases 1 to 300 code for a protein of 99 amino acids. The transcript has a single exon. Lineage: Eukaryota; Fungi; Basidiomycota; Agaricomycetes; Polyporales; Sparassidaceae.